Molecule: messenger RNA, 1764 nt
Organism: Penicillium cosmopolitanum
Lineage: Eukaryota; Fungi; Ascomycota; Eurotiomycetes; Eurotiales; Aspergillaceae
Product: fungal specific transcription factor domain-containing protein
Exons: 6
Coding region: 1-1764 (587 amino acids)
Biological process (GO): DNA-templated transcription
Molecular function (GO): zinc ion binding; DNA binding
Source: RefSeq, a predicted model, not a curated record
AUGGUACAGCGCAGUGAUAUCAGGUUAAUGCUUCUCUGCGCCUGUCCCGACUCCGUGCAAUCACGGGUUCGAUGUCAGCUCCUACAGACCCCGGGAUUGGACACUAUCGAUGAAGAUUCCGCGCCCCGAACAACAGCUUUACAUAGUAUCUAUCGUCCCGAAGCACUUCCACCAAACAGCGCCCCCGCCGGCCCACCCGUAGGAAAUAUCAUCCUCUUAUGUGGGGGAGACGACCUGAUCCGUGCUCACAUGGGUGAGACGGGAUGUAAAGGCUUCGCAACGCGCCAAGUCACCUUGGAAGACUAUGAAAGCUUUAUCCAGCUACGAGUGAAGUUGAACCUAAUCAUUGCGGCUCAAGAAUAUUUCAUCGCUCCGGCAUUUGUCGUCCAUGAUGGGAUGAUUCGCAUUGAUCGGGCAUGGCUUGAGCGAAAUACAGAGGAGAUUAUUUGGAUGAACUCUGAAAAGUCAGUUGGCCUUAGAAUGCGGGCCGUGGAAAAGGAAGCGACUGAAGAUGAAGCCAAGUCAUUUGAUUUGGAAAUUCAAGAGUUGCAUGUUCGUUCAGCGCUGUUGCUCCAUGAUAUUCGAAAAGCGGAGGAGAACUUGGAUAAAGAAGGGGUUUUUCCUACACCGCGGGGUAUUCUACGACCCCGAGGCUACGCAUAUCCGAUGGAAUCCUCGCAGAAUAUAUGCACGUCCGAGACCCCAACUCCGCUCCGCCGGACAAGGAUUGCCUACAGCUCCACUGAGACGCCGUAUGCUAUAUCACCAUCGACUCCAAGCGAUUGCAUCCCGGGACCUACUCCAGAACAAAGGAAUGGAGCCGAGUCCCAGAAGAGCCAGCGAUUGCCUGCACAGCACAUCGGCGAUCGUUUACAAACGAACUUUUCUGAGAACUACGCAGAUGAUUCCUCGACUCUCCAUUAUGUUCUCGAACUAAGUCAUAGACCUGAGGGUGGCUUGACUGAGCCGCUAACGGUUCAUCACCCGAUCCCUGCAUCUAUAGCAGAUAGACCAGGGAUGGAAACCAAUCAGCUUCAGACCCCAAUAUCUUUACAAGAGGCUCUGACACUUCCCACUCCGGAUAUUCUCCGCCGACUGAUCUAUACCUUUUUUGACAAGAUUCAUCCUGCAUAUCCAGUAUUUGAUCGUGAGAAAUUCUCUCAAUCGUACUCGGCAGGCCAGACAUCUCCACUAGUUCUGCAAACAAUUUGCCUGCUGGGAUUUACGAUCGGAAGCGAUGAUUUAGUGGUGGCGGCCGGGUUUACAGACCGUGCCACAGCAAGAAAGACACAUUUUCUUCGCGCAAAGGCCCUUUACGAUGCGGACUAUGAGACUGAUCGCAUGAAUCUUGCCGCGGUUUUGCUAUUACUUGGAUUCUGGUGGGCUAGUCAUGACGACCAGAAAGACGUUUGUCAUUGGGUUGGAUGUGCGAUCACCUACGCGCAGUCUCUGGGAAUGCAUCGCUCGAUGUCCCAGUCAUCAAUGAGUCCGCGAAUGAAGUCCUUAAGAAAACGAAUAUGGUGGAUCAUCUAUUCCCGUGAUAGGCAUACCGCUGGUGCCUUUGGCCGACCGACCCGUAUAAGAGACGAGGACUGUGAUAUUGAAGCUCUUACAGAAGAGGAUUUUGAUUUCGAUACAGACUUCGACCAAAGCCUCAUACCAGCACAGAAAGACUACCACGUUUCAUAUGUCAUCGAAAUGGCCAAAUUAGCAGCCUUACGUGAGUCAAACCGCCAGCAAUACGCCUAUCAAUGUCUUGUUUGA